Messenger RNA from Lotus japonicus, 2452 nucleotides. RefSeq names its product ATP-dependent zinc metalloprotease FTSH 3, mitochondrial-like. Gene Ontology annotation, cellular component: chloroplast thylakoid membrane; m-AAA complex. The transcript is spliced from 7 exons. The record is from RefSeq and is a predicted model, not a curated record. Gene Ontology annotation, biological process: mitochondrial protein processing; protein-containing complex assembly. Gene Ontology annotation, molecular function: ATP hydrolysis activity; zinc ion binding; metalloendopeptidase activity. NCBI's taxonomy places the organism in Eukaryota, Viridiplantae, Streptophyta, Magnoliopsida, Fabales, Fabaceae. The coding region runs from base 1 to 2169 and encodes 722 amino acids.
AUGGCUCAGGAGCCGGGUUCCCCUCCACGCUCUUCCACCUGCAAUGUAGGUUCUACAAACCCUAGCGAAGCUCCGAAGAAGAAGCAAAAUUCUGAGAAACUCUCCCCUAAGGGGAAGAAGGAAGUCCCAAAUGGAAAGAAGAGUAUUUUCAAGGAAACUUUCAAGGGAGUUUUCAAGAGAAUCAACCUAAUAUUCAAGCUUAAAGAUCAUGGAAAUUUUCGAAAGAUUUUAAUCGUCUCAGUAUUGGUAUUAUUGCUGAUAGGGCUAUUUUUGGCGACCUUCUCUUUUGGUCCUGACGAGGAGGUUAGCUUUAAGGAGUUCCGAUAUAAACUAUUGGAACCAGGAUUAGUUGACCAUAUUGUUGUCUCAAAAAUAAAAUUAGUUGCCAAAAUUUAUGUAAGGAGCUCUCCCCAUGAAAUGGUCCAAGGGAACCUAACUUCAGAGGGAUCUAGAGGCCAAUACAAAUAUUUUUUCAAUAUUGGAAGUAUUGAGUCUUUUGAGGCGAAGUUAAAGGAAGCACAAGAAGCACUAGGCAUUGACCAUCAUGAUUAUGUACCUGUUACAUAUUCUUCUGAUAUGGUUUGGGUCAUGGGGUUGGUGACACUCGCUUCAACACUGUUGCUUUCGGCAUCUUUUCUUUAUAGGGUAGGAAGACUAAAUGGGUUUCGUGUUGCCCAUGUUUCUAAAGUAGAUAAAAGUGCCAAAAACAAGGUCUAUUUCAAAGAUGUUGCGGGGUGUGAUGAGGCAAAGCAAGAAAUUAUGGAGUUUGUCCACUUCCUCAAGAACCCAAAAAAAUAUGAAGAACUUGGUGCAAAAAUUCCAAAAGGUGCUCUUCUGGUCGGUCCUCCAGGCACAGGAAAAACCCUUUUAGCAAAAGCAACUGCAGGAGAGUCUGCUGUACCAUUUUUUCCUAUAUCUGGUUCUGAUUUCACGGAAAUUUUUGUUGGUGUCGGGGCAUCUAGGGUGAGAAACUUGUUUCAGGAAGCAAGGCAGUGUGCUCCCAGUAUAAUAUUUAUUGAUGAGAUUGAUGCAAUUGGUCGAGCAAGGGGACGUGGAGGUUUCUCUUACUCUGCAGCAAAUAAUGAGCGUGAAAAUACUUUAAAUCAAUUGUUGGUGGAGAUGGAUGGUUUUGGAACAACUACUGGAGUUGUUGUGCUGGCUGGAACAAAUAGACCUGAUAUAUUAGACAAAGCCCUACUUAGACCUGGGAGAUUUGAUCGCCAGAUUUCCAUUGAUAAACCUGAUAUUAAAGGUCGUGACCAGAUAUUUCAGAUAUACUUGAAAAAGAUUAAACUUGACCAUGAGCCUUCAUAUUUUUCACAAAGACUUGCAGCCCUUACUCCAGGAUUUGCUGGAGCCGACAUUGCUAAUGUUUGCAAUGAAGCUGCUCUGAUUGCUGCAAGGGGUGACAAAACACAAGUCACAAUGGACCAUUUUGAGGCAGCUAUUGAUAAGAUCAUUGGUGGUUUGGAGAAGAAGAACAAGGUAAUAAGCAAGCUGGAAAGGCGUACUGUCGCUUACCAUGAGUCAGGCCAUGCUGUUGCAGGUUGGUUCUUGGAACAUUCUGAACCCUUGUUGAAAGUAACUAUUGUUCCUCGUGGAACAGCUGCUCUUGGAUUUGCGCAGUAUGUUCUGAGUGAGAACCUUCUCAUGACAAAGGAGCAGCUUUUCGAUAUGACUUGUAUGACCCUUGGUGGUCGGGCUGCAGAGCAGGUUCUCAUAGGGAGAAUCUCAACUGGAGCACAGGACGACUUGGAAAAAGUGACCAAGAUGACUUAUGCUCAAGUGGCCGUCUAUGGUUUCAGUGACAAAGUGGGCCUCCUCUCUUUCCCUUCAAGAGAAGACUCAUAUGAGAUGUCGAAGCCUUACAGCAGCAAAACUGCUGCAAUCAUUGAUAAUGAAGUGCGACAAUUGGUGAACAAAGCGUAUGAACGUACAAUACAGCUAAUUGAGGAACACAAGGAGCAUGUAGCUCAAAUUGCAGAGUUGCUGCUUGAAAAAGAAGUACUUCACCAAGAUGAUUUGAUUCGAGUUUUGGGAGAGCGUCCCUUCAAGGCUGGUGAACUCACCAAUUAUGAUAGGUCAAAGCAAGGUUUUCAAACGGAUGAGGAAAAAAUCAUAGAAAACACCGUCGAUGGGCUUGAGGAGGGUGGUGGGGAUUCACUUUAGAUCCUCAGGUAGUCCUCACAUGGUUGAAUAAUUUCAUGUUUUUCUUUUCCAGUGCGCAAGAAUAUCUUUUUUUUUUGCUAAAAUCAAUACUCCAGACUCCAGUUAUACUCAUAUGGUAUGCUUUAGAACUGUCACAUGGGAAAUAUUUAAAGGAAGGUAGUCUGCAAAGUGCAAACAGUGAUUUGAAUUACACCUGGCUUAAGUAGAAAUAGAUAGCAAAAACAAAUUUUCUUGUAAAUGUGUUUUAGCUAUUUCUAGUGAUCAGGUCUUUAUCUUCAGAAUA